CCCCGAGUUGAAGGCUUCUCUCGGCCACACGGAGGCGGCAUCUGCCUGUCUGUCUGUCUGACUGUCUGUCGCCUGCCUGCCAGCUGAGAGGUUUCCCGGGCAGCCAUGGCCGCAGCGGGCAGGGAGAGGGUCGCUCACUUGCUGAGGCAGCUGCAGCGCGCGGCAUGCCAGUGUCCAACGCAUUCUCACACUUAUUCCCAAGCUCCUGGACUCCCUGCUUCUGAGAAAACAACAGAUUAUGCAUUUGAGAUGGCAGUUUCAAAUAUUAGAUAUGGGGCAGGAGUGACCAAAGAAGUGGGCAUGGACCUUCAAAAUAUGGGUGCUAAAAAUGUCUGUUUGAUGACAGACAAGAACCUUUCCCAGCUGCCUCCAGUAGAAGUAGUCAUGAAUUCCUUAAUAAAGAAUGGCAUAAACUUUAAAGUUUACGAUAAUGUCAGGGUGGAACCAACUGAUAAAAGCUUCAUGGAAGCUAUUGAAUUUGCCAAAAGAGGAGCAUUCGAUGCCUAUGUUGCUGUGGGUGGUGGCUCCACCAUAGACACUUGUAAAGCUGCCAACCUGUACGCAUCCAGCCCUGAUGGUGAUUUCUUAGACUAUGUCAAUGCUCCCAUUGGAAAAGGGAAGCCUGUCACUGUGACUCUUAAGCCACUGAUUGCAGUCCCAACUACGGCUGGAACUGGGAGUGAAACUACAGGGGUUGCCAUUUUUGACUAUGAGCACUUAAAAGUAAAAACGGGUAUUGCCUCCAGAGCUAUCAAACCGACCCUUGGAAUAAUUGAUCCUUUGCACACACUUCACAUGCCCCCACGGGUGGUAGCUAACAGUGGUUUUGAUGUACUUUGCCAUGCAUUGGAAUCAUACACAGCCCUUCCUUAUAACAUGAGAAGCCCUUGCCCUUCAAAUCCAAUCAAUCGACCAGCUUACCAGGGCAGCAACCCUAUAAGUGAUGUCUGGGCCAUACAUGCACUUCAAAUUGUCGCCAAGUAUCUGAAGAGAGCUGUCAAAAAUCCUGAUGACCUUGAGGCAAGGUCAGGCAUGCACUUGGCAAGUGCUUUUGCUGGUAUUGGCUUUGGAAAUGCUGGUGUUCAUCUCUGCCACGGGAUGUCUUACCCAAUUUCUGGUUUGGUGAAGACAUAUAAAGCAAAGGAUUAUAAUGUGGAUCAUUCUUUGGUGCCACAUGGCCUUUCUGUGGUACUCACAUCCCCAGCGGUAUUUACUUUCACAGCACAAAUGUUUCCUGAGCGGCACUUAGAGACUGCAAAGAUUUUGGGAGCCGACAUCCGCACUGCCAAAAUCAAAGAUGCCGGGCUUAUUUUGGCUGACACGCUCCGGAAAUUUUUAUUUGAUCUGAAUGUUGAUGAUGGCUUAGCCGCCAUUGGUUAUUCUAAAGCUGAUAUCCCCGCGCUAGUCAAAGGAACGUUACCUCAGGAAAGAGUAACUAAACUUGCACCACGCUCUCAGUCAGAAGAAGAAUUGUCUGCUCUGUUUGAGGCUUCAAUGAAACUGUACUAAUUUAAAUUUGAACACUAAGAAUUACCAUCAGCUGUUCCAGUUCAGAAGACAGAAAGCUGCCCCAACAAGAUCUUGAACUCUUCUCACCUACAAAUCAUCUCCUUGCUGCUAGCACACCUAGUAAUAAAGUCUUCAGUGGAUAGAUCUUUGAGGAAGAUUCAUUGAAUUUGCCUCCGAACCUUGGGUCAGGCUACCUCCACAAAGCAGGCUAAGAAAACUCCCACAAAGCCUUUUCUUCCUCCUCCAUGCUAGCCCACUGGAAUAACCCACUCCUGUCUCCACCAACACACCAAAAAGUAUGUUCCAGAUGACAUGGGGAGAAAUUGGGGAUUUUUAAAAUUUGGGAUUCAUGAGUUUUAAGUUGUUCAAUUUUUCUUUGAAGCUUGGCAUAGGAUUUUUUUCUCUUUUGAGGAAGCAAUUACAUAAAACAGGAGCCAUUUAAGCAAGAAGAGGCAAAAGAGUCUCUUUCCUCACCCCUUCCCCUUUCUCUUCUUUCUUCCUUUAUCUCUUCCCUCUUCCUUUGUCUCUUCCCCUUUCCCCUCUUUCUUCCCUCUUCCCUUCUUUUUUCCUUCUUUCCUGCAUUUCAUAAUCCUGCCAGUCUUUUGUUUUCCCUUUCUCCCAUAACUUUUGUCACCUCCAGUCUGAACCAGGUACAAACCUUUGUGGUUGUCACUUUAAGAAAACAAGCUGAGUGGCUCAUCUGGUGAAAUCCACCAGAUUUUAUCUCCAAUUUUUUAAAAGUCUGAAAUAUUCAUUAUUUUUCUGGAGCCAUCUAAUAAGCUGAGAGAACACUAGAAUAUGGAAAAGGGGGAGGACCCCAAGAAGUUAUACUUUUAUGUCUGGCACAUUUUGCUUCAGGAAAGGGUCCAGGAGCACUAAAAUUGAACAGGAUCAAAUAAAACCAAAAGAAAGCAAUA
Messenger RNA from Dromiciops gliroides (monito del monte), 2426 nucleotides. It is a transcript of the gene ADHFE1, whose product is annotated as alcohol dehydrogenase iron containing 1. Bases 106 to 1509 code for a protein of 467 amino acids. The record is from RefSeq and is a predicted model, not a curated record. The transcript is spliced from 14 exons. Gene Ontology annotation, molecular function: metal ion binding; alcohol dehydrogenase (NAD+) activity. Gene Ontology annotation, cellular component: mitochondrion. Lineage: Eukaryota; Metazoa; Chordata; Mammalia; Microbiotheria; Microbiotheriidae.